Saccoglossus kowalevskii is the source of this 837-nucleotide messenger RNA. RefSeq names its product gamma-tubulin complex component 3 homolog. Gene Ontology annotation, cellular component: gamma-tubulin complex; microtubule organizing center; spindle pole. Gene Ontology annotation, molecular function: microtubule minus-end binding; gamma-tubulin binding. NCBI's taxonomy places the organism in Eukaryota, Metazoa, Hemichordata, Enteropneusta, Harrimaniidae. The record is from RefSeq and is a predicted model, not a curated record. Gene Ontology annotation, biological process: spindle assembly; cytoplasmic microtubule organization; microtubule nucleation.
AUGUCGCGAAAUAUAUAUGAGGAUCAGGGGAAAAUGCCCAAUCUACUGUGGAAGUUGGUGCAGAACAUUACAAAGAGGAAAGAGGAUGAAAUUGGGCCAUACUUCCAGCAUGCUCUGCGUGUUGUAGGAAGUGGUCUGGCACCAUCUAUAGAAACUGAUGAAUUUCUAGUUGUUGAAAAGAUCAAGAAGAAAUUGGUAAGACAAAGAAGAACUCAGGACGCAGCUGUAUUUGCAGAGUUACACAGGAAACUACAAUCACAGGGAGUGCUAAAAAACAGGUGGUCAAUACUAUAUCUUCUGUAUGAACUCAGUCAAGAUCCCACAAAAGUUAAUAGGAGUACAGAAGGCGUGGCGUUAUUUGGCCAUGGUCUUCCAGCAUUAGCUGCAUCAACCCCACAUGGUGCUACACUUUUAUCAGUUGGUUCUAUGAGUAUGAGUAGUGGCAUAGGCAGUGGUAUCAGUAGUAUCUUCGCACCUACUCCUGCAUCCUUACCUUCAAGCUAUGCAUCAACCCCUGGUCUUUUACCAGCCAGUCAGCUUGGUAGUCGCUUUGUCAACUCAUUAUCAUCAACAAGUAAUAAACCAGCUAUACGAGAGAGCAGAAACAACGAUAACAGACGCCAGUUAGUUCCUGUCGGGGAUGAAAAUACUUCCUUUGAGGUAUCUGAGUGUGUUCUGAUACGUGAUAUAAUCAAUGCAUUGCAAGGCUUUGAGGGAAAAUUUUUAGUAAAAGACAGCAGCGGACAAGGAUUUAACCUUGAUCCCAGUAUUGGAAUUCUGAGACCAUUUCGUGACAUGGUAAAGAAACUGAGCACACUAGGAUGGUUAUAUAUGAAA